AUGUAUGGAUAUCUGCUUUUUAUCUCACCUUAUGUGCAUUCAUAUUCACGAACUCAUCGAUUUUGUAAAUCUUCAAGUAAUAAAGAAGUUAAAGUUGACGAUCGAAAAAUUAUAAAAGGAAAUGGGCAAAGUGUUAAAUCGGUUAUUACUGAAUGUUUGUCAGAUUCUCGUUGUUCAUCAGUUCCUUUCGAAGAUACUUCUUUACAACGUGUGACUACUGUUUCUACUUUGCAUAGAGAAGUUUUGCUACCUGGAAAUCUCUAUGCUUCCACGUUUAAAACCGUCUCCAAAGGAACAGAUGUGCCUUUAACUUCAAAUUCUGCUCCUUCAAAUGACAAUUCUGCUAAAAUCAUCGAGCAAAAAAUUAAUAAAAGAGCUAAGAAUGAAACCAUACUCAAGAAAACAACGAAAAUUAAAUCGAGAACUGCAAAUGUAAAAGUGAUUGAUAACGAUUACUAUAUUAAUAAAAAUAUAUUCACCAGGAGACGUUUGUCUUCAUGCAAUGGUUUAUUAUGCAAUUUUGAAGAAAGUGCAUUAAACGGUCGUUUAGAACCUGUUACAUCUUUAGAUGGUUUUAGUUUACAAAUUGCAGCUAGUGAUACAGCUCAUUCACCUCAUCUUACAUUACCUGCUACCACACUUUUUUUUAGUAUGCCUGAUGAUGAAGCACCAUCACCUUUUUUGGCUGUCUGUUCUUUAGAACAUAUGCGUAGAGGUUAUCGAAUACCCAAGAAAGGCUUUCUACAAGCGGUGCUGUUCAACCCUCAGGGUACAGUGGUUCGAAUGUUCUUGAUCAAAUUUGAUGUCAGUGAUAUGCCACCUUCGUCACAUACUUUUCUGCGUCAACGUACUUCUUUUAUGCCUACAGCAUAUUUGAGUAAUAAAAUGUCUCGCUCCUUGCUAAAGCAUUUAAUACACUUAAGUUUGGCAACAGAUCGCCGUGGACGGUUGUAUAUUCAUAAUGACAUAAAGAUGUUGUUUUCUCAGAAGAACGAUUUAGAAAUCUUAAAUCUUGAACUGGGUAAAAAUGUAAAUAACUAUCAAUUGCAGUCUUCAACAGAGAUGCCCCAGAAUCCAAAAUAUUCUCCAUACUACUGA
Thelazia callipaeda (thelaziosis nematode) is the source of this 1098-nucleotide messenger RNA. The record is from the annotation of a GenBank genome assembly. Lineage: Eukaryota; Metazoa; Nematoda; Chromadorea; Rhabditida; Thelaziidae.